This is a messenger RNA of Metopolophium dirhodum (rose-grain aphid), 1236 nucleotides long. RefSeq names its product calmodulin-A-like. Lineage: Eukaryota; Metazoa; Arthropoda; Insecta; Hemiptera; Aphididae. The coding region runs from base 540 to 1085 and encodes 181 amino acids. Gene Ontology annotation, molecular function: enzyme regulator activity; calcium ion binding. The transcript has 6 exons. The record is from RefSeq and is a predicted model, not a curated record.
AGUUUCAGGCCAUGACCUGACCUAAUAUUCCCGACUUAAUAGGAUUUGAAAUCAAAAUUAAAAACUUACUUUGUAAUUGGAAUUUUUAUCAUUUGGCCUGCCCCGAUAAAACGUUCUAUUAUUACAGUUUCGCUUAUGAUAUUGUGUAUAAUUUUUCAUCCACUAGCAGCUUAAGUGUUUAACACUUUCGUCUAAAAAUAAAUUGGCUUAUUUGCUGCAGUGGGAGCCGUAUAUACAUGUAUAUUAAUAUAUAUUAAUAACGAAAAUAAUAAACACAUCCAACUUUCUGAAGAUGACGGCGCCAAUUCCUUUUUUCUUUUCCUCGUAAAUAUAUACUAUUAGUACACUUAUAUUAAAAUAUUAUUAUGCUGUGCACGUUUUGAUUACCCGAAAAACGUGAUUCAAACUUUCAGUUCAUUAAAUCGUAAUAAUUGCGUUGUUUAAGGAAAAAAAAACCCCCCUAAUAUCACUGUUUAAUAACGAUAAAUCGAUCGAUCGAAUAACCGUUUGCGGGUAUAAUACCUACCUAGGUAUACAACAUGAGUGCACAAAAUAGUGAUAACGACCGUUAUAAAAAGGAAUAUUCGAGAAUAAGGAAACUGACGAGUAGAUAUGACAUACGGACUCAAUCAAAUGAAUUUGGUUUGUCGGAAGAUCAAGUCGCGGAAUUCAAAGAAGCAUUUAUGUUGUUCGAUAAAGACCAUGAUGGACGGAUUACUGAGGCAGAACUAGGAGUGGUCAUGAGAUCUUUGGGUCAAAGGCCUACAGAAACUGAUUUGCAAGGUAUGGUUAAAGAAGUGGAUAAAGAUGGCAAUGGUAGUAUUGAGUUUGAUGAAUUCCUGCUAAUGAUGGCUAGAAAACUAAAAGCAGCAGAUGGCGAACAAGAAAUGCACCAAGCAUUUAAAGUAUUUGACAAAAAUGGCGAUGGAUUCAUAACAUUUGAUGAACUCAAACGUGUUAUGUGCAGUAUUGGAGAAAGGCUCACAGAUGAAGAAAUUGAAGAUAUGAUAAAAGAAGCCGAUUUAAAUGGUGACAAAAAAAUUGAUUAUAAAGAAUUUAUUACAAUAAUAAGUUCCAAGAAAUAAAACAAAUAACGGAUGUUUUACGCCAGAAUUUCUUCUGAAUUCUGCAUACACCGCAUCAUCAGCACCAGACAUAGAACUCAUUUUGCCAGACAUUUUCUUAUAGGACUUGGAUGUGCCUUCAUAUGGCAUUCGUUCCUCGUCUGCAUCUGUG